AUGUCGACCGUCUUUGACACCACCUUCCUUCCGGGAGGCGACUUUCUCGCCUCCCAGGAUGACUUCUUGGAUUUCGACACCAACUUCCAGCCAACCAACUACGCCGCUGCCUCUGCGUACACGCCCAACGAUGGUACUGUUUCACCGUCGGAUCUGUUCAAGGAUGAUUCUAUCAUCAUGUCGGCCCCGCCAUCUACUGCCUUCCCCAACUUGAGUACGCCCGACUCCGGCUACCUUGAGUCUCCGGCUAUGGCCAGUAGUGGUUUGAACACCUCUCCGUUGGAAGAUGGACUAUUAGAUGGCCAGUUGAACUUUGGCGAACUAGACAACUUGGCACCACUGUUUCCCCAAAACGGCUUCGAUCAGUUUGCUCAGAAAUCUGUUGUGUCAAAUGAGCCCUCUCGAGUCAAGUCGGGCUUCAAUGGCGCAGACCUGCAAUCUUCUGCCACUGCAUUUCCCAUGGUUAGGCAGAAAUCAUCUCCUGGCCGGCCGCCGUCGGUGCCGUUCGCCCAUGGCCGCAAACACUCGGAAACUUACGGCAUCAGCAAGCCCUCAUCCAAGUCGCGCUCCAAAGUCUUGACAGAAAUCAAGAUCGACAGUGACGACGACAAGGAGACUGCCAAGAGGAAGAAGAACACCGCUGCUGCUCGAAAGUCUCGACAAAGAAAGCAGGAAGCCGCCGAAGCUGCCGAGUCGGAGAUUCAACGACUCAGGGCCAUCAUCUAUCGUCUAGGAGCCGACCCGGAUGCGGCAGUUUAA
Molecule: messenger RNA, 759 nt
Organism: Capronia epimyces CBS 606.96
Lineage: Eukaryota; Fungi; Ascomycota; Eurotiomycetes; Chaetothyriales; Herpotrichiellaceae
Exons: 1
Coding region: 1-759 (252 amino acids)
Biological process (GO): regulation of DNA-templated transcription
Molecular function (GO): DNA-binding transcription factor activity
Source: RefSeq, a predicted model, not a curated record